AAUACCGUUUUCACAGUGAAGCACGGUGGGGCCAGCAUCAUGCUGUGGGGAUGUUUUUCAGUAGUAGAAACUGGGCGACUAAUUAUGAUAGAGGGAAAGAUAAAUGCAGAAAUGUACAGGGACAUUCUAGAUGAAAACUGCUCUAGAGCGCUCUUUAACUCAGCAGGACUUGGACCCUAAGCACACAGCCAAGAUAUCAAAGGAGUGGCUUCAGGACAACUCUGUAAAUGUCCUUGAGUGUCUCAGCCAGAGUCAAGACUUGAAUCCCAUUGAACAUCUCUGGAGGGAUCUGAAAAUGGCUGCACUGAUGCUUACCAACCCACAAGAUGGAGCUGAAGAGGUGCUGCAAAGAGGAACGGGAAAAACUGCCCAACGAUAGGUGUGCCAAGCUUGUGGCGUUGUAUUCAAAAAGACUGCAAUGGCUGCCAAAGAGAUUGCAGAAUGUUUAUCAAAGAAGGGCAGUCACUUCAACACCUUUGGAGGGAAUCCAGUGGCUUGUUCCAUUGCUUCAUCCGUCCUUGAUACAAUCAAAGAAGGCGGCACGCAGCAAAACAGUCUGAAGGUCGGCACCUACCUUAUGGUGGAACUUGCCAAACUCAGAGACGAGUAUGAGGUCAUCGGUGACGUCCGAGGCAAAGGCCUGCAGAUCGGUGUUGAAAUGGUCCAAGACAAGGCCAGCAGAGCCCCUCUAUCAUCUCAGGACAUGAAUCAGCUCUUUGAGGACAUCAAGGACAUGGGCGUCCUCAUUGGAAAGGGUGGGCUGUAUGGACAGACCUUCCGCAUUAAACCACCCAUGUGCAUAACCUUGGAGGAUGCCAAUUUCUUCCUGUCCGUCUUUAACAAGUCCAUCCAGAACUACAUGGAGAGAAGAUAACGUUUCACAUGAAGCAAAUAAAAGAGAUGGUGUCAUCAA
Messenger RNA from Nerophis ophidion (straightnose pipefish), 913 nucleotides. RefSeq names its product alanine--glyoxylate aminotransferase 2, mitochondrial-like. Bases 419 to 874 code for a protein of 151 amino acids. Gene Ontology annotation, molecular function: L-alanine:glyoxylate transaminase activity; pyridoxal phosphate binding. Gene Ontology annotation, biological process: glyoxylate catabolic process. The record is from RefSeq and is a predicted model, not a curated record. Gene Ontology annotation, cellular component: mitochondrion. Lineage: Eukaryota; Metazoa; Chordata; Actinopteri; Syngnathiformes; Syngnathidae. The transcript has 5 exons.